Molecule: messenger RNA, 2343 nt
Organism: Oncorhynchus masou masou (cherry salmon)
Lineage: Eukaryota; Metazoa; Chordata; Actinopteri; Salmoniformes; Salmonidae
Product: brain aromatase-like
Exons: 10
Coding region: 147-1613 (488 amino acids)
Biological process (GO): female gonad development; response to estradiol
Cellular component (GO): endoplasmic reticulum
Molecular function (GO): aromatase activity; iron ion binding; heme binding
Source: RefSeq, a predicted model, not a curated record
AACCAGGAGCAGAAACAAGGACACAGGAGUGGCUACACAGGAGACGGACACAAACUGUAGCCAGGCUAGCGGCAGACUACUCUGGGGCAGUCCAGGAUGAGAGCGCUGUCAUCAUAACACAGCAGCCUCCAGACCUCCUCACCGUAAUGGCCACCAGUAUAGUGGAUGACACUAGCGUGUCUGGAGUCCUGCUGCUGCUGCUCUGUCUCCUGCUCAUCACGGCCUGGUGCCUCACUAACGCCUCACACAUACCAGGUCCUUUCUUCUGGGCUGGUCUGGGUCCAAUCCUGUCCUACUCUAGGUUCAUCUGGAGUGGGAUAGGAACAGCCUGUAACUACUACAACAAGAGAUAUGGGAGUAUGGUUCGGGUCUGGAUCAACGGAGAAGAGACUCUCAUUCUUAGCAAGUCCUCUGCUGUCUACCAUGUCCUGAAGAGUGCCCACUACACAGCCCGGUUCGCCAGUAAACGAGGACUGCAGUGUAUCGGGAUGGACGGGAGAGGUAUCAUCUUCAACAGUGACAUCCCACUCUGGAAAAAAAUGAGGACAUAUUUUGCGAAAGCUCUGACAGGGCCUGGUCUGCAGCGGACAGUAGGGAUCUGUGUGAGUGCAACAGACAGGCACCUGGAGCGUCUGCAGGAGAUGACUGACCCCUCUGGACACGUAGAUGUUCUCAACCUGUUGAGAUGCAUCGUAGUGGACAUUUCUAACAAACUGUUCCUCAGGGUGCCUCUCAACGAGAAGGAGCUGCUAUUGAAGAUUCAACACUACUUUGACACCUGGCAAACGGUUCUGAUCAAGCCUGAUAUCUUCUUCAAAUGUGGAUGGAUGUACAAGAGGCAUCAACAAGCAGCCAAGGAGCUACAGGACGUGAUGGAAAGCCUUAUCGAAACCAAAAGAAGAAUUAUCAGUGAUGCUGAAAAACUGGAUGAGGAUAUUGACUUCACCUCAGAACUCAUCUUCGCCCAGAACCAUGGAGAGCUGUCGGCAGACGACGUGAGACAGUGUGUGUUGGAGAUGGUGAUAGCAGCCCCAGACACUCUGUCCAUCAGUCUGUUCUUCAUGCUCAUGCUGCUGAAGCAGAACCCUGAGGUGGAGAUGAGGAUUGUAGAGGAGAUCAGCACUCUCAUAGGAGAGAAGGAUGUAAUGACAGCCGACUUCCAGAACUUCAGAGUGCUGGAGAGUUUUAUCAACGAGUCCAUGAGGUUCCAUCCUGUGGUAGACUUCACCAUGAGGAAGGCGCUGGAAGAUGACGUCAUCGAUGGGACCAAGGUUUCCAAGGGAACCAACAUCAUCCUCAACAUAGGGCUCAUGCACAAAACUGAGUUCUUCCCCAAACCCAACGAAUUCAGCUUGGAAAACUUUGAUAAAACUGUGCCCAGUCGUUUCUUCCAGCCGUUCGGCUGUGGUCCCCGCUCCUGUGUGGGAAAACACAUUGCCAUGAUGAUGAUGAAGGCUGUCCUGGUGACGCUGUUGUCGCGGUACACGGUGUGUCCUCGUCAUGGCAACACACUGAGCAGCAUCAGGCAGACAAACAACCUGUCACAGCAACCCGUAGAGGAUGAACACAGUCUGGCAAUGAGGUUCAUACCAAGACAGAUGACCAUAACCUAACCACAUCCACUACUGACCACCACCACUACUGACCACCACCACUACUAACCACAACCACUACUGACCACCACCACCACUACAGACCACAACCACCACUACAGACCACAACCACCACUACUGACCACCACCACUACUGACCACCACCACUACUAACCACAACCACUACUGACCACAACCACUACUGACCACCACCACCACUACAGACCACAACCACCACUACAGACCACAACCACCACUACUGACCAAACCACCAAUACUGACCACAGCCACUACUGACCACAACCACUACUGACCCCUACAACCAAUAUAACCUGUCCUGAUCCAAAAACCUGUCACAGCAACUUGUUGACCACAACCAGCCACCAGCCACCACUGACCACAACCAGCCUCCACUGACCACAACCAGUCUCCACUGACCACAACCAGCCUCCACUGACCACAACCAGACUCCACUGACAACAACCAGCCACCACUGACCACAACCAGCCUCCACUGACAACAACCAGCCUCCACUGACAACAACCAGCCUCCACUGACAACAACCAGUCUCCACUGACCACAACCAGCCACCACAACCAGCCGCUACUGACCACAACCGGCCAGUUACCACUGACCACAACCAGCCUCCACUGACCUAGAACCAGCCUCCACUGACCACAACCAGCCUCCACUGACCACAACCAGCCUCCUCUGACCACUGAUCACAACCAGGCACCACUGACUACAACCG